UUCCAGUGCCAUAGGUGGCAGUAAUGAACCAGUAGCGUUUAUGCCUACCGACGUUUCACAACACUGAACGAGAAAAAGAAGGACUUGUAGUUCUUGCUCUACUCGUGAAGAACAGAUUCAGAACAGAGGACAAGCCAUUCAAGUUGAGAGGUUCAUAGCAUUGACCCCGAUGCUGUCCACUGUUAUCCGCAGUGCUCGUCAAAUUUCGACCACCUCUACCUUUACGAGGACCUUAGCCCACUUCAAACCCCACAUGGACGUAAACCCCAACCGGCCUGUCGAAGGGACCAUACGGACCAAGCUCACCCAGGCUCUUGAGCCUGAACACUUAGAAGUUCACAAUGAAAGCCACAUGCACGCCGUGCCCUCUGGCUCCGAGUCCCAUUUCAGAGUCCUUGUGGUCAGUCCACGCUUUGAUGGCCUCUCCUUAAUACAGCGCCACCGCUUGGUCAACGAAGCUCUAAGUGAGGAGCUCCGAACCUGUGUCCAUGCUCUGGCUAUCCAAGCUAAGACCCCUCAGCAGUGGGGCAGAAACCCCAGUCUGGCCAAGAGCCCUCCGUGCAUGGGAGGCUCAAGGGGGGAUCACACAGUCGAGGAGAAACUCAAGGCUGGGCAGGAGUGAGCUCAAUGGGCCCGGGCAGGGCACUCCAAACUGGACUGAUGAAUUUAAAAGUGAAGUGUCAAUUUUACAUUUAAUAUAUGGCUAAUGUGAUCAGUUAAAUACCCUGUUGUUAAAUAAACCUUUUUUUCUUAUUGAAA
Messenger RNA from Osmerus eperlanus (European smelt), 759 nucleotides. It is a transcript of the gene bola1, whose product is annotated as bolA family member 1. Gene Ontology annotation, cellular component: mitochondrion. The transcript has 2 exons. The record is from RefSeq and is a predicted model, not a curated record. The coding region runs from base 170 to 622 and encodes 150 amino acids. Lineage: Eukaryota; Metazoa; Chordata; Actinopteri; Osmeriformes; Osmeridae.